This is a messenger RNA of Coniophora puteana RWD-64-598 SS2, 2346 nucleotides long. RefSeq lists its product as uncharacterized. Lineage: Eukaryota; Fungi; Basidiomycota; Agaricomycetes; Boletales; Coniophoraceae. The transcript has 4 exons. Gene Ontology annotation, molecular function: protein binding. Bases 491 to 2167 code for a protein of 558 amino acids. The record is from RefSeq and is a predicted model, not a curated record.
CGGCUGUGAAAACCUCACGAAACCCUCAUUUCAAUCCAUCUAGGAGCGCAUUAACCAGAGUUGAUGAUGCUGACUAUGGUCGUACGGAUCAUGAACGGCCGGCGACCCCUCUCUGAGUCUUUUCUAUCGUUAACCUUAGAAUUUGCAAACACCGUAACACCGGAACUAUGAUGCAGCGCAUGAUGUGCACCAGCACAGUGUCGUAUUUUCGCUUGUUGUCUCUCUUCACUUGGCAGUAUAAAUCUCGUUUCUUUCAACUCCUCCUCACAUCGUCGGACUUGCGGCACUGCCUUUCCUUGUCUCUCCCGUCGAUUACCGGUCCCCACCAUUGACCUGUCUAUACCAGUCUCUAGCAUCGGGGAACCUCGUUCUCCGCGUCAUCCUUGGUCCGCACAGGCCAUCGCCUUAAAACACUUCCACCCUCCGUCUGACGGCCUCUCGUCACUCUAACCUCGGCAUCAGCAUAAAAAAUUCCCCCUCAUCAGCGGCGAUGCUAUUACAAGACCUUCCUCUCGACAUCGUCUACCAUAUCUUAGCUUACCUUGACAUUCAAGAUGUUUUACGCCUCCGAAUCCUGUCAUCCUCCUUCCUCGCCGUAACCUAUUCCCGGCCCGUCUGGGCCGCCCUCUAUGCGCGCUCGGCGCUCCCGCGCCCUCCCGGCCCGCUCCCGACCCAGUCCGCACAGGCGCUUGAAGACAUUCUGCGCAAAAGCGCUCGUGUGCAGAAAGGCAUGUUCGGGCCUAAUUCCCUAUCGGACAACACUCCUCAAUACCCUCCUGCGGGCUCGGUAUCGCGAAAAGGUCGCUCCGAGUCGGGCCGUCCAUCCCGGGUGCGGAGGAUCGACACCGGUGCUGAGGAGGAGUUUGCGUUGCUGGGCGGCGGCAGAUGGCUCAUCUCGGAGCGAGCAGGCGCGAUCUUGUGCCGCGACCUCGAUAGGGACCUUUCCGCCCAUGACGGGGCGGGGCUAGGGGCUUCAUCGGCGAGCAUGGAUCUAGACCGACCAGAGCACGAAGUCGAAUCUAAGGUGCUAUAUGCACCUCCUCAUGGAUCUACUAUCACUUCCCUUAGCUGCGUAGAGACGUAUGCGAGCGACGGGCGGUGGAUCGCGUUCAUCGUUUGUGCAGAGUAUCCACUCGGUGGCAAGCAGGGGACUGUGAACAUCUUUUCGGUGCAACGUGAAGAGAAUCGUGACGAUUCUACCUCGAUUUCAUCCGGAAAUCCCACACUGAAACGCCUUCUUACGCUUCAUGUCCCUUCCCCCGUGCAUGUCAUCGAUGCGUGUGCAGGGAGCUUAGUCCUUGUCGUCAGCUGGACGCGUGAAGAUGGGAGGGUGCUCUUGGUUGACAUCAAAGACCCGUCACGUUGGUGCUUCAUUCGCCCAAAGCAUGAUGCAGAAGAGGCUUCGACUCACGAUACAGACCCAGAAUUUAUCUGGCGUCAGUCACUUAUCUCGAGUCGAACCCAUAUUCUCCUAGUGAGGACCUAUCGCCGCAUCCGUGAUCGCAUGCACAUCAACGCUCGCAUCUCCGCUCUUGCAAUCGACUACAUCCCCUUCUCGUCUUGCCCCGAGGUCGAUGGAGACAUGGAAGUGUCACUUCCGUGGAUGAGCUGUAUCCUUCAAGACACGUUCUGGAAUGCGACUCUCCUACAAGACGCGGGAAAGCAAUCAUCUACAGGCGACUACGCGAGCCUCAUGCUCGCCGGGCUGUGGGAGAAAUCAUCCUCGGAGCCCAAGAGAGAUGGCCAGGACAUCGUCAUCGCAAAGCUCUCUAUCCCUCUUUUCCCUCAUCUGUCCAAGCGCAAGCUCGACUCCCAAAGUAUCCGAUGUACCCUCCAGCAUGUCACCAACCUACCCCAAUCUCAGCUUUUCCUUAACUCCGCCUCCAUCACCGGGUCUGUACGUGCCGUAUACGCAUCAGAAAAGGGAAACAAUCUCAACGUUGGCGCCCUCUCGCUGUCGUAUGCUGAUGACGACCGGAUCGAUAACGUGACGGUUGCGAACUCCCCUAACUUGAAGCUGUUCUGCCGCGAUCUCAGUCCGCCAGAGUCGGCUGUGGCCUGCUGGGACGGCGUGCGUGGGCGCAUGUGUUGGACAUACUGCAUCGAGCGGAGUAAUUGGGCGUUCUGGAGAAGUCGGGGCUGGGUCGUCGUCGUGGACUUUGACUAAUUUAAUCUGGCAUAUCCUGGCCAUUGCAUUGUAUAGUAGCCAUUGUACUGUAUCUCCCCUCAGACUUGUAGCAUCUAAAUCAUACCCUCUUCACCGCACUGCUAGCCCGCCGACAGAACGACAAGUUACGGCCAAAAGGCUAGUUUAUGUUCACUAUGUACGAAUAUAUUAAUAACGAC